AUGGUUUCUGGUCUUCUUGCCGGUGUCACGACUUCAUCUAUCGAAAGGAGCAUUAUGAUUUUGUACAACAUGAUAACAAGAUGUGUGAUGUGGCCCAACAAGCAAAGCUGCUCCUCUAAAGGCUAUGCUCGUGGCUAUUUAUCAACCGACAAGGAACCACAGGAAUGACAGGAAUCAAGCCUAGAGGGAAUUAUUUGCCUUGUUUUCGACCUUGCUCCUUCUGUCCAAGAGUCCCAGAUGGAUGAAAGAAUGACCAGAAAGCCACCACGUAGGCCACAAUGCAAUAAGCAAAGGGCCAACACGUACUUGUAAUGGCUCUUUGGUCAGGUAAACACCUGAUAUGAAUUCACCACCCAUACCACCUAAUACCGGUGAAUACAGUCUCGUCGGUUCAUGUCCAGUUCUCUUUCUUUUCUACUUACUGUCCUUGCACCACGAAUAGUUGGAUUGCCCUUUGGUCCUGUCUCUAGCUGGAUAUUGACAAGCUCGUACUGGUAGCCAGAGCUUGCUAGCUUCGGUAAGCUGGAGUUCCUUGGAAGGCUCAUAAACUAAAGCAAGAACUUUCAUGCAAUUCAAUUCAUCUGCCUGGCUGCAGUGCUACUAGUAGUAUUAUCUACUCGGUGUUAGCUAUUAAUAGCUAGCAAAGAGCUAUUAAUAGCAAGUGCAAGUAAGUGCAAGCAACGACCAUGAUGCACCAGCUAUCCUCGAACGGCAUGUCCAGUUCCAUUGAAAGCCGAGCACAAGAUGAGCGCAUCUGCGCAUGUCGUCAAGCAGCGUCCAUUCCCGCGACACUUAACAUCGACAUGCAAGCUCAGGAGCCGCUUCAUAAGAAUGCCAAUAAGAAUGCCAAGAAGAUCCCGGUAAGCCAAGUCGAGGUCGAGGUCGAAGUCGAAUACCCGUCGUGUUGUAAUCGUGCGACCAAUGACAACGGUGACAACGGUACCAACGGCGUAAACAACGGCGUAAACAACGACGCGGAAUCGCUGGGCGCUGCUUCGUUGGACGACUCUUCGUGGGACGAUAUUGCCAAAGACCUGCAUCUGUUCGAACUCUACCAUGGCAGCAGUGCCAGGCUUCUUGGUAACAGCAGCAGUGCCGGGCUUCGCGUGAGCAUGCACGACAACGAAGAACAACAAGAGGGAUCCUAUGGUGCCAUGACCAGGGACAAGUCUUCCCGUCGUCUCCGUACUUCCAACACUAGUGCUUCCAAGAGAUGUAGCGGCAGCAGCAGUCGCCGGCGUUCCAGCACGACGAGCAAAACGAAUGAAUCGUUCGACGACUUCUUGGAGAGCAAGUGCAGCAGUCACGACAAAGACAAGUCGUCCAGAAGACGCAGCAGUCACGAAAAGGCCUCGAGAAGACGCAGCAGCAAGAGCCGACGGAGAAGCAGCACCUCCAAGACCGCCACGAGCACCGUCACGACCAUCUCGGAGCACCCAGACAAGACCACUGAAGACGACAUGCCCGUACUGGUGCCAGCGCCAGAGGACCUUUCUUCGACCGACCUCGUACAACAAGACAAGGACACUGUUCAACAAGACAAGGACACGGUACAACAAGACAAGGACAGCUUGUUUUACCAAUUGCCGGGCAUCCUUGGAAAGGACGCCAAAAUUCCAGAGCCAUCGUUUGACUGGAACGCAUACUUUGAAACUCUUCCACACAAGAUGGUUGAUCAGUUUGCACCCAAGAUCAUCAGGGCUCUCCGCAAAGAUGAACCCGAAGCCCUGCAAACGCUUUGGUUCCGAGGUUUGCUAGACUGGAAUUGCUGCAACGUGUUGGGGGAAAGAUUGGCACACUUGGCCUGUCGAGAGGGAUCUGUCAAGGUCAUGCAGUAUCUGGUCAAGCAAAUCAAGGUUCCUCUUCGAAUAUGCGAUACUUCGGGAAAGACCCUACUGCAUGAACUUUGUGCGCUCAGCCAGCCUGCCCACAUGGAAAUUGCUUCCAUGGUUUUGGCGGAUGCUCCUGAGCUCUUAUUUGUCAAAGACGAUCGGGGUCUCACUGCCUUGGACUACACUCCUCCCGAGUGUCACCAGACUUGGUUGGAAUUUCUUACCAGGAGACAAACCUUCCUUCAAGUCAUGCUCAAACUAAAGGCAAGCAACAGGCUCACAGCUCAGCUAUAUGAGAGGCAACAACAUUUGCUGCAAACCAUUGGGAAUAAAAGGAUUAGCUAG
Messenger RNA from Seminavis robusta, 2177 nucleotides. NCBI's taxonomy places the organism in Eukaryota, Bacillariophyta, Bacillariophyceae, Naviculales, Naviculaceae. The record is from the annotation of a GenBank genome assembly.